GCAUUUUAAAUAUAACUGUGCUAAAAUGGGGCUGUUGACAUACCUAUAUCUAUUGCAUGUACACAUAUCAUUGGCACAAUGUUUUGGCUUUAAAGAUCUUGUAAUAUCAAGAUCUAAGUUGAAAAUCUAUACAAAAGAUGAAAGAUCUCCACAAAUCAAAACAGCAGGUUGUAGAGGGGGAACAUACAAAUUAAAUAGUGAUGAUAAUUCGUUUGAUAACUGCAAUUAUUAUGUGUGUGCAAGAGGGGAAUGGCUUCUUAGAAGAUGUCCCGAUGGCAGAGGAAUUUUACCAGAAAUGUACAAUCUGAAAGAGGAUGCUCUAGAUGAAAUUACCGAUGUGUUCCCAUGUGUGAAAACCUCAAGAUUCUGUACAUCAACAUUACUAGACAGAGGCGUUUCCAAAACAGUAACGAACAUCUGUGGAGUGGAUUUGGUUAUGGUAAUAGAUGUUUCCUGUAGCAUUGAUGAAUUAGACAAGUACACAAUGAUGAGAUUUAUACAAAAGGUUGUCUCUGUAUUUCGCAUUGGACCUGCUUUUACCCAAAUUGCUGGAAGCGUAUAUGGAAGCAAAGUCAUUCCAUUUCUCUACCUGAAUACGUAUAGGAGCCAAAGACAGGUACGAGCUGCAAUAAAAAUGAUGCCACUUGAUGCUAAACCAUGUGCUACCCAUACAUUUGAUGGUCUCCGAGAGGCAAGGGAGGUUCAUUUGACUGAAGAAAAGGGCAGACGUGAUAAGCCAGAUGAUUUUCGAGAAUGUGUUGUUAUGUUGAUGACAGAUGGGUUCACCAAUCCCCAAGAGAAGAAAAGUGAGACUAUUCGAGAAGCGAAAAAGAUACGAGAAAUGUGCAGUUUAAUUUUAGUAACACUGCCAAACACGUCUGAAGUUAAAAGAAUGUCAAUUGCAGAUAAAACAAAAUGGCGUAAUGAAGAGUUUUCUGCGAUACAACCUGACUCAGAUAUGAGGCUUGAUCUGGAGUCAUUUGAAGACCUGGAAGGAUCAAUCAACGAUAUUGCAAGAAAGACGUGUCGAAAUGUUAACAAAUGAAUAAUAUUAUCAUUUUCAAUGUAACACAUGUAUAAUACAUUAAGUACAG
Messenger RNA from Owenia fusiformis, 1094 nucleotides. The record is from the annotation of a GenBank genome assembly. NCBI's taxonomy places the organism in Eukaryota, Metazoa, Annelida, Polychaeta, Sabellida, Oweniidae.